AUGGAACGGUACUUUAAGAGAAAGAGUUUAAAUCCUCAUUCAAAUAAUCUGGCUAGUUCCAACCCUCCUUCACAUAAUCCGGCUAGUUCAAAUCCUCCUUCAAAUAAUCCGGCUAAUUCACAUCCUCCCUUGAAUAAUUCGAAUAGUCCAAAACAGUCGGAGGUCACUGAGUUGGAUGAAAUAUUGGCUAAUCUUCCUACAGACCCUGGACUUAGACCUCCAAUGACUUAUUAUAAUCCCAAUUUUCAAGAACAAAUCCGAAGAGCAUUGGACGCUUUGUUUGCUAUCCGUCGAAUCCAGUUCCAGGGAACUCUGGAUAAACUAGGAUUUUCAAGUAAGACAUGA
Molecule: messenger RNA, 345 nt
Organism: Prunus armeniaca (apricot)
Lineage: Eukaryota; Viridiplantae; Streptophyta; Magnoliopsida; Rosales; Rosaceae
Source: the annotation of a GenBank genome assembly